CCCGUUUAAACACAGAAACAACAGAUUGCAUUUGUCCCCUCCACAAAAAUAGAGUCAGAAUAAAGCAGAAGUGUUCAAAUACGAGGAGCUUCUAUUUCCUCCGGACCCGUUGAUGUGUCCAUGUCCUCCAGGCUUUGUAGCUUCUAUAAAUAGCAGCAGUUGAUCUGACUCGUUCUCCUGGAAAAGGUCAGUAUUGUUAUGUUUAGAUUAUACCGUAGGCACCUUUCCCCCACUUCAGUCACAUGAUCCCCGCUGCAUUUGGAGGAUGGGACUCCAAUCAAAAACACUGCAAGGCCGCCCUGCUGUAAAUAUGGGACGUGAGCUAAUGGGAUGUUGGUGCCCUGCAUCUUUGCACAAAGUAACACACGCAGGAACUUUUAAACUGUUGCAAAAGGUACAUUUUGAGACACUUCGUGUUUCACACCGACGCCGUUGCAACAUCUCAUAGGUAGUCGACCUACACACAGGAGGGUUUCGUGCACGUCUAUCUUGGGUAAUCUCACAAAAGCGACUGAUCCCUCCCAACUCUGCUUGGUUUUAACAUAAAAGGAAGGUGAGGCUCCGGCAGUGCCGAGGUCGGGGGUCAGUGGGAGCAGGAGCGCCGCCGUUCUGAUAGAUAUUAAGAACCUUUUCCUGUUGCUUACGAAGCUUUGGUGCAAAUUCCAGCCUGUGCUUUAGCCCAGCGACGGAUGAGGAAGGAUGUCUCGGUUUGUAUGUAUGACCAACUGUCCCACCCUGAUUGUGACAGUGGGCCUUCCUGCCAGAGGGAAGACCUACAUCUCAAAGAAACUGACCCGCUAUCUCAACUGGAUUGGGGUGCCCACCAGAGAGUUCAACGUCGGCCAGUACAGGAGAGAGUGUUUGAAGAUCUACAAGUCAUUUGAGUUCUUCCGGCCCGACAACGAGGAAGGGUUAAAGAUCAGGCGACAGUGUGCUUCAGCAGCUUUGAACGAUGUGCGGCAGUAUCUCACAGAAGACGGAGGCCAUGUAGCGGUUUUUGAUGCAACAAACACCACCAGAGAAAGACGGGAAACCAUCCUCCAGUUUGCAGAGCAGAAUGGCUAUAAGGUGUUCUUCGUUGAGUCUGUGUGUGAAGAUCCAGAUGUCAUCCAGGAAAACAUAGUGCAAGUGAAGCUGGGCAGCCCUGACUACACCAACUGUAACACAGAGGAAGCAGUAGAAGAUUUCAUGAAGAGGAUUAAGUGCUAUGAAAAUUCCUAUGAGUCACUGGAUGAAGUCCUGGACAGGGAUCUGUCCUACAUUAAAAUCAUGGACGUGGGUCAGCGGUACCUGGUCAACAGGGUUUUGGAUCACAUCCAGAGCCGCAUUGUCUACUACCUCAUGAACAUCCAUAUUACACCACGCUCCAUUUAUCUGUGUCGCCAUGGGGAGAGCGAGCUCAACGUCAAGGGACGAAUUGGAGGAGACUCUGGCCUCACAACCAGAGGCAAAGAGUUUGCAAACAAGCUGAGCCAGUUCAUCCAAGACCAGGGCAUCAGUGACCUAAAGGUAUGGACCAGUCAAAUGAAGAGAACCAUCCAGACAGCUGAGGCUCUCAAGGUGCCCUAUGAACAAUGGAAGGUGUUGAACGAGAUUGAUGCCGGUGUGUGUGAGGAGAUGAUGUACGAGGAGAUCCAGGAGAACUAUCCUUUGGAGUUUGCCCUGAGGGACCAGGACAAAUACCGCUACCGUUACCCCAAAGGAGAGUCCUAUGAGGACCUGGUACAGCGCUUGGAGCCGGUCAUCAUGGAACUGGAGAGGCAGGAGAAUGUUCUGGUCAUCUGUCACCAGGCUGUCAUGCGCUGCUUGUUGGCCUAUUUCCUGGAUAAACCAGCAGAGGAACUGCCAUACCUGAAGUGCCCACUGCAUGCAGUGCUAAAGCUAACACCUGUGGCUUAUGGUUGUAAAGUGGAGUCCAUCAGCCUAAAAGUGGAUGCAGUCAACACGCACAGAGAAAAACCAGAGAACGUAGAAGUCACGCGGAUGUCAGAGGAGGCUUUGCUAACAGUGCCAGUUCAUCAAUGAGGCAGUAUCCUCACCCCACUCCCCCACCCUCUCCCUCCUUAACUUCAGAUGCACCUGCUAUUCAGUAGCCUUUUUCUUUUCCACUUUCCUUUGAUUGAUUCUUAGCUUUUAUUUCUGCACUAGAACUUAUGUAAUUGACUGGAAUCCAGUUUCUCAUUUUUGAUUAAUUCUAUGGCACAGAUUUUGUGUCGGGCAUAUUGUCCUACUUUUGGAGAUAUCGUUUCUAAAAAUGGGAUUAUUUUUAUUUUUAGAAGAUCCCAAAUGUGAAGCAGCAAACUCUGGCACAUUUACACAAGCAUUUAUUACUUGUAGCUAACUCUGUUGUUGAUCUUGUUUUUGAACUGAUUACUGUCAUCACCUUAUAUUUUGUUAGUAAUCAAGAUGGGAAUUUACUUUUAGUUUUGCACAACACAAAACCAAGUUGUGAUUUAUUAAUAUUUGCACAUAAAAUCAACUCUAUAAUUUGAUUUCUUGUCUGUUGUUGAAGUUAUUCCCUAGUCUCCACUGCCUAAUGAAAAUCCUGGAAUUAUAUAAAUACUUGUUUUUUGUCCAACCAUGUGAUUCUUGUAUUAUAACACUACAUAUCAGUGAUUGGGAUGAGGAGGAAAUAUUUCUGUUUACUCUUUAAAUAAACUCCACUCAACCAUU
Betta splendens (Siamese fighting fish) is the source of this 2673-nucleotide messenger RNA. RefSeq names its product 6-phosphofructo-2-kinase/fructose-2,6-biphosphatase 4a (gene pfkfb4a). NCBI's taxonomy places the organism in Eukaryota, Metazoa, Chordata, Actinopteri, Anabantiformes, Osphronemidae. Gene Ontology annotation, cellular component: cytosol. Gene Ontology annotation, molecular function: fructose-2,6-bisphosphate 2-phosphatase activity; 6-phosphofructo-2-kinase activity; ATP binding. Gene Ontology annotation, biological process: fructose metabolic process; fructose 2,6-bisphosphate metabolic process. The transcript is spliced from 14 exons. Bases 700 to 2025 code for a protein of 441 amino acids. The record is from RefSeq and is a predicted model, not a curated record.